Pneumocystis carinii B80 is the source of this 2205-nucleotide messenger RNA. RefSeq lists its product as hypothetical. The transcript is spliced from 10 exons. The record is from RefSeq and is a predicted model, not a curated record. Lineage: Eukaryota; Fungi; Ascomycota; Pneumocystomycetes; Pneumocystales; Pneumocystaceae. The coding region runs from base 1 to 2205 and encodes 734 amino acids.
AUGGAAAAAGAAGAAUCAUAUGAGGAUGAUACUUGGUCGACUCAAUAUCGCUGGAUUCGGGAUUCCUGUGAAUCAACGGAGCAUCCAAGUAUUAAUGAUAUGUCAUUUUAUAAUUCGAAUUUUUUGCAGUAUGAUAUAGACCCAGUUAAAACGGAAAAAAUCCGACGAUUAGCGAGAUUAUUGGAUGAUACACAAAUGUCUACAAAAACGAUUAGAAAGGAGAUUACAUUGAGAACUCCGUAUAUUGCUUCAGACUCUAUAUCGAAUAGAAAGGAAUAUUCUCAAGAAAUAAGUGGAUCAGGAUCGAUUUUGAAUAAUGAGCUUGAAGCAGCAUUAUCAUUUGAUAAACAUAUAAAUAUCCACAUGAAUAAGAAGGAAUCUAUGUCUUCUAAAUCAUCAAGUAGUAUCCCUACAUUAACAGCGAAUAAUGAUCAAUCUUUUUUAGAGCCAUCAUUGCUUGAAUCGUCUGGGGUAUCGAGCUGUACGGCGCCGAGUUCGUCAUCAGCAGCUUUUUUGAAAAAAAAUCAUCAAGAAACAUCUCAACCAGAAACACAAUCUAAAAAGUCGCCAAACAAAAGUGACACAUCUUCUAGUUUUUCCUGGAAUUCCGAAACGGUUAAAGAGUAUUUAAACGAGAUAUUGGAGGAAAUAUAUCAGGAGAAAAAAGAAGAAAUCAAACUAUUUCAUAAAUCAGAUCAUUACAAACGAUUUUUAGGUCAAAAUACAGGCAUAAUACAAAAAAAUACUAAUUCUUUAGAAAAAUUAAUUGAUGAAAAAUGUGAAGCAUCUAAGAAAUCCAAAAAUAUAUUAGAUCUUAUGAAAGAAAAAUUAUUUUUGGAUUCACACGAUUCUAAUCAUGAUACAAAUAUGUUUGAGAAUCAAAAUCCUUUAAAAUUACAAAUAAAAGAUCAGUCCAAGCUUUUAUCUGAAGAGAAAAUACAUAUUUCUCCACGAAAAACUGAAGCUAAUAACUCUUAUAUUCAGGAUUCUCUUGCCGAUGUAUCUAAUCAUUUUCUAAACAAGGCUACGUCUUGCAAAAAUUCACCAAGUGUUUCGAAUAAAAAACAGACUGAUGAUCAAAAGUAUACAGAAACAAAAUCUAAACAAGCAAAUUCUGAGAAACAAUAUUCAUGUGAGGAUCAUGACAAAUAUAAAGAUAUUAUUAAUAUUCAAAAUUCCCUUAAACGGCUAGCAAGUGAAUAUGAUACUAGAGGAAAUAUGAUAGAUAAGUUAAUUGAUGAAUUUUCUGCUUUAAAAUCUGAAGCUAAAAAUCAAAAUGAUGAAAAUGCGUUAAAAACGACUUUUGAUGAGACUAAAAAACAUGCUCUUUUUGUAGAAAAAGAUCUUGACGCUGCUAGAUUAGAAAUUGCUGACUUAAAAACAAUUUGUCAUGAUUUAAUUGAUGCAUUAAAAAUAAACCCACAAAAUAUUCAAAAAUACUAUCCAUCUACACCAAGAUUAGGAAAUGAGGAAUCAUUAAAAGAAAAAAUGAUGCGUUGGAAAACACAUCUUUCUCCUCAAUUUUCUCCAAUACAAAGCACAAAACCUUUUGGUUUUACUCAAAAUGUAAACAUUUGUGAUAGAAAAGAACCAUUACAUGACUUAAAUAUUCCGGCAAAUAUACAAAGUCCUCGACAAAAAAUAUCACCUGUUUUAGAUAAACAAAAAGAAACUCCUGAAAACUUCCCUAUAACUCAACCAUCUUAUCUCGAUAAUGAAGCUUUAUCUAAUGAAAAGAUUUAUAAUCUUAAAAUGCAACUUGAAAAAGCAGAACAAGAAAUUGAAAGAUUAAGAUCAAUUAUUCCCGAUGUAUCACAUGAACAUCACACAAGACCAAUUACUCCACAAAAUAUGCCAGAUGCUCAUAAACCAAUUUCUAAAGCUGAGAAAAUCUAUUAUAGUUUGCAACUUUAUAAAAUAGAUAAACUUUGUUCUAAUGAAACAUCUAAUCUUCUUAAGAAUAUUCUUAUUCAACUUAAUAUACCGUUUGAUUCUCUUCCGGAAACUAUUACAAGUAUUAGAUAUCAACUUCAACAAAGCUCACGGCUUAGAGAGUUUGCAGAAGAAGUUCAUUUAAGUUUAUACGAAGGAGAGCCAAUGGAUCCUAAACUUGCAAGCAAGAAAUGUUUAGGCGAUAUGAUUACAAAGGUAGAUCAGCUCGCAAGAUCUUCAAGAAGGAGAAGGAUACGGCGCAGUAUAAUCUAA